Messenger RNA from Scatophagus argus, 2124 nucleotides. It is a transcript of the gene prodha, whose product is annotated as proline dehydrogenase (oxidase) 1a. The record is from RefSeq and is a predicted model, not a curated record. Gene Ontology annotation, molecular function: FAD binding; proline dehydrogenase activity. The transcript has 14 exons. The coding region runs from base 110 to 1978 and encodes 622 amino acids. Gene Ontology annotation, cellular component: mitochondrion. NCBI's taxonomy places the organism in Eukaryota, Metazoa, Chordata, Actinopteri, Scatophagidae.
GGCGCGAGAUGACUUUAAAUAUCUCAAUUGCGCGCUCUUAGCAUCAGAGAGUCGCCACAGCGAGGUGUGGUAGGCAAUUGAGUUUUGUGCUCAGACUGGAAAGGAAAAUAUGUCGUACACCAAGUUUGUUUCGGCUCUUGUGAGGGCAAACUCGGGCAAUGUCAACAAACUACGCCUUUCUUCUGGAAGAUGUCGGUCGACGGUGGCAUCCACCAAGACCCAAGAAGAGAAAGAUCAACUGGAUGGGUGCACCAUGGUGGAAGCUGUGCCGGUUGAACUCAUCAGCCAGACCAAAAACAUCGCAAGUGCGCAGUUAAAUGAAAUCCACGUUGAUUUCGACAACACACAGGAAGCCUACAAGAGCAAAGGUAAUAUUGAGCUGCUCCGAAGUCUGCUGGUCUUCAAGCUUUGUACAAUUGACGUCCUCGUUGAAAAGAACAAAGAGUUGAUGGAGCUGAGCAAGAAGUUUUUUGGUCAGUGGAUGUUCGAGAAGAUGAUGAAGAUGACCUUCUAUGGUCAGUUUGUGGCAGGGGAAGACCACAAUGCCAUCAAACCUUUAAUUCAGAAGAAUCAGGCCUUUGGUGUUGGGGCAGUUUUGGACUACAGUGUUGAAGAAGACUUGACACAAGAGGAAGCUGAGAAAAAAGAAAUGGAUUCAUGUGUUUCUGAAGCAGAGAAAGAAAGUCCAGAUGCUGAUCACCGUGAGAAGAAGUACAAGGCCCAUCGCCAGUUUGGGGACAGGCGUGGAGGCGUUAUUAGUGCUCGUACCUACUUCUACGCAGAUGAGUCCAAAUGUGACAACCAAAUGGAGACAUUCAUAAACUGCAUCAAAGCCUCUGGGGGAGCCUCUGCGGACGGGUUCUCUGCCAUCAAAAUGACUGCGCUCGGACGCCCUCAGUUCCUUCUCCAGUUUUCAGAAGUUCUUGUUAAGUGGAGGCGCUUCUUCAACUUCCUUGCAGCACAGCAGGGGAAAUCCGAAAUGAUGGUUCUGGAACAAAAACUGGAGCUGGAACAGCUGAAGGAAAGUUUGACUAAACUGGGUGUUGGAGCCAUGGAUGACAUUGAGAACUGGUUUACUGGAGAGAAGCUGGGUUUGUCUGGGACAAUAGAUCUGCUCGACUGGAACAGUUUGAUAAACGAUACAACAAGAAUCUCCAAUCUGCUGAUGGUGCCAAACCUCGAGACAGGCCAGCUGGAACCUUUGCUGAAUAUGUUUACUGCUGAGGAGGAGAGGCAAAUGAAGAGGAUGCUGCAGCGAGUGGACAUUCUGGCAAAGCAUGCUGUGGAGAAUGGGGUUAGGCUAAUGGUGGACGCCGAGCAGACGUACUUCCAGCCAGCUAUUAGUCGACUGACCCUGGAAAUGCAGAGGAAAUUCAACAGAGAGAAGCCAAUCAUUUUCAACACUUACCAGUGUUACCUCAAGGAAGCCUAUGACAAUGUAACUGUGGACAUUGAACUGUCACGCCGGGAGGGCUGGUACUUCGGUGCCAAACUGGUUCGUGGAGCCUACAUGUACCAAGAGAGAGACAGGGCCAAAGAGAUCGGCUACGAAGACCCAAUAAACCCAGACUACGAGGCCACUAACAGGAUGUAUCACAAGUGUUUGGAGUAUGUGCUGGAGGAGAUCGAACACAGCAGGAAAGCAAAUAUUAUGGUUGCAACUCACAACGAGGACACAGUGAAAUUUACCCUAGGAAAGAUGAAUGAAAUGGGCCUUUCACCCACUGAGAAUAAGGUUUACUUUGGACAGCUGCUGGGAAUGUGUGACCAGAUCAGCUUCCCGCUAGGUCAAGCAGGUUUCCCUGUCUAUAAGUAUGUCCCAUAUGGCCCAGUGAAUGAGGUCAUUCCUUAUCUGUCUCGCCGUGCUCAAGAAAACCGUGGCUUCAUGAAGGGAUCCCAGAGAGAGCGAAGCCUGCUGUGGAGGGAGCUGAAACGCAGGCUGCUGAGUGGUCAGAUUUUCUACAAGCCUGUCUACUAACUCAGAGCACCUCAACCUAAUAACUGCAGUGUAAGCAUUCCAAUGUUUUUACUGUACUACCUGCUAGCUGCUCUUUGUAGAGGAAGAAUUAUGUCCUUUCUGCACAGUGUGGAGCAAACUUGUUUUAAGUGUGGUAUUGUUUUUGA